UUGACCAGAACGCAGUUGCGAUCCACGUUGGAUCCCGUUUCCUGAAAUUUACAAUCUAUUUGCAUGUUUUGGAUACUAGUUAGGCAGCAGGCAACAAACCUACCUGAGUUUAUCAAUCGACUUUCAACGUGUUGUUUGGUGUUUUUCCUACGCGCUUGUGUCGCCUAAUUCUCGCGUUGUUUAUUAUUUUUGUUAUGAUAGUCGUAAUUGGAUUAGCUAUUCGGUGUCCCGCUUUUCCAAUCCCUUCGGCGGCGUGGUCAUCGUUCACGGGUAGUCGGUACCUCGAGGAAGUCGUUUAGCUCAAAAAUUUCGCUACCGGAAAAUUCGCUGAAUCCCACACCAGUUGAGGUUCGGGCGCGGUUUAGUUCGGUGUGAUUUUGUGUUACGCUCAAGUCUCGCGUAGACCAUGCUUUUGGACCAGAAUAAACAUGGCCUCCAAUUAAUGCAGUUUUUCUGUUACGCAACGGAGUUCCAAUGAUCUUCCGACUUUUCCAACGCCUCGAUUGUUUUUUGUGUGAUGUUAGGGCACCUUUUUCAUAAUUUGUAGUGAUGGCUUAUGUUUCACGUUUAAGAAGCUGAUUGAAAAGUGGAAGGAAUUAUACGUUAUUGAAAGGAAAGCUGACGACGAUCUGACAGAUCGAUAUUGAAGGUGCCGUUGCGAAAGGGUACAUGUAGUGCAUUGAUGUCGCAUUCCAGCCACAGGUACUUUUAUUCUAAUUGAAUAAUAAAGUUCAGGUUGGGUGAUUUCAACAUCGCAUUGUGGGAGAAGCUGCGUGGCGUAAAUGGAAAACAACAAUGACACCCAAGAUGAUCCAGCGGAGAAAUCUAAGCCAGAUGAGGAACCCUUCGACCUGGAUGAGUUGCUACCGACGAUAGGAGAAUUCGGUCGGUACCAGAAGCUGCUGCUAUGGUUUGUCUGUCUGCCGGCAUGCAUUCCGUGCGGAUUCGGUGCCUUCAAUCAGCUGUUCAUGACCGACACUCCCGGUGAUUAUUGGUGUCAGAUUCCGGCGCUACAAAACUUCAGCCUGGAAGAGAUGAAGCUGCACGGAAUACCGCUAAUUGAGCAUGACGGAACGGAACAGUUCAGCAAAUGCACCCGGUACGCAGUGGACUGGAAGGAAAUUCUAGCCGACAGUCCCGACUUGAGUGACGUCGUGCCUAACAGUUCCUGGCCGCUGGAGAGUUGCCGGGAUGGCUGGACGUACAACACAUCGGAGGUGACGUCCUCAAUCGUUAUAGAUUUUAACCUCGUUUGUGAGUACGAUAUCUACCCAACCUUGGGUUUGGUGGCACUUAAUACCGGAGGACCCGUGGGAGUGUAUUUGUUUGGAAUGCUCAACGAUAGAGUGGGAAGAAGGACUUCCUACUUUUCCUGCCUGGCGACACUUUUGCUGGGAAGCUUCAUAACAGCCGCCAGUACUGAUUUCGGGAUGUGGGCCUUCAGCCGGGUGAUUGUUGGACUUACCAUUCCUGCUGUCUACCAAAUUCCAUUCAUCAUUGCCCUGGAGCUGGUAGGGCCAAACUACAGAUCCUUCGUAACAGUAAUGACCUGCACUUUUUACACAUUCGGCCUUAUGAUGCUAGCAGGGGUAACAUAUUUAGUCCGCGACUGGAUCCAUCUCACACUAUAUACAUCGGUACCAUUCUUAUUUUAUUUCCUGUACUUAUUUGUGAUGCCAGAAUCACCACGAUGGCUGUUGAUGAAAGGAAGACUAGAAGAAGCUUUACAAAUUCUAGAAAAAAUGGCCAUAGUUAACGGAAAACAGCUUCCAUCGUCUUUCCGCAACAAACUUCAAGAGCGAGUUUUGGCGGAGAAAAAUCGCACAGUGAAGCGAGAAGAAGUUUCCAUUGGGGCGUUCGAUCUUUGUCGAACACCCAACAUGAGAUUAAAAACUUUCCUCAUUACCCUAAACUGGUUCGUCAACGAAACGGUCUAUCUGGGGCUCAGCUACUAUGGACCUUCCAUGGGUGAAAACCAGUACUUGAGCUUCUUCCUGUCAUCCCUGGUGGAAAUCCCGAGCUACAUCGUCUGUUGGAUCAUCAUGGACAGGUACGGAAGACGUUGGCCGAUGUGCAUGCUGAUGAUCAUGGGAGGCAUCAGUUGUGUUGCAACAGUAUUGUUACCAGAAGAUGCAGUAUCCGAAACCCUAGUACUGUAUCUUGUAUCCAAGUCAAUGUUAUCGGCCUCAUUCCUCAUCAUUUACCCAUUCGCCGGGGAACUUUAUCCGACCCAGGUCCGAGGUGUCGGUAUCGGGACUUCCAGUUAUAUUGGAGGCUUGGGGUUGAUCGUCAUCCCGUUCAUCACGUAUUUGGGUAAAGACAACCUUAUUCUGCCACUCGUGAUCAUGGGUUGCGUAUCGGUGGCAGGUGGAUUCACCGGUCUGCGGCUACCGGAAACGCUUCACCACCGAUUGCCCCAGACGCUGGAGGAGGGCGAAGAGUUCGGCAAGGAUUGGUCCUUCGACGAUUGCUUCCGCUGCAUACCGGUGGUGAAAUCGCCGGUCGGAUCGUACGAGAACCUAUCACACGACCCGUCCGAUACGGCCCUGGAGCUGAACACGGCCAUCCCACUGAAUGGAGCUGGUCCAUCGAACGAGAGGACCCCACUGGAAAUCGCACGCUUCCGGAGGCAAUCGAUGAAGCGGCUUGUGCGGCAGGCCAGCACUAUGGAUACGCAAAAAACGGCUGGUGGAGCCAUGCAGCUGACAUAUUGGUUUUAAGUUCGCGGUGGAACUGGGAUGAACUUCAGCUUGCAGCGUUACAAGUUUUAAAGUUUGUUUUCAGAUUUGAUUCGGUUUUUUUGUGUGAUAGUUAGACCGCUGUAUAUUUUUAACAUAUGGCUCCCAUACGUUUUCCGAUACUUCUUGGGUCUCCAAGUAUCUGUGUAGAAUAUAAGAUGUUUUUGUUGAUUCCUAAAUAAGCGCAACGAGUUUGAUAUUUGUAUGGACACAGAAAUUUUUACAUAUUAAUUCAUCCGGAUAAUUUAGAUGAAUAUCAGAUGGAAUUCCUAUGCAUUUUGUUCUCACGCGAUGCAAGUUAAAUUUUAUCAGUGGUUAAAUUCCAAUAUAUAGGGCUUACUGGAAAACUCUCUGAUUACAACUUUGUGUAAGACCAAUUUUCAGGAAUAUAAUAUUCAAAAGCAAGUUAUUGAUUUUAGAGUCUUAAAAUGUUAUAAUUAAAUGAUCUACAUUAAAUUCUUUCACCAGAUGCUAUGAUCUUAAAAAAUUCAAACUUAAAUCAGGUUGAAUUGUAUAAUUUUUCUUCCUAUUUUAAUUUUUGAACAAAUAUGAAUUUACAAUAAAUUGUACAAAUCAUUUUAACAAACAUGUUUCGGCAUUUCAAAUCGUGCAGCUUCUUGCACUCGAACAAACCCAGACCUUUUUUCAAUGUUGAAUUGCUGAAGCAUAAAUAAAAUAUGCCAUAUAAUUGCCAAGGAAUCGAACGCGUGGACUAGAUGGUUUCGAAGGCCUCACUCAAGCUAGUUUUACUUCUUUGAAAAAUUGCAUGGAUUUGUUCGAUCUCAACAAUCUGCAUGAUUAGAAAUGUCAAAAAUUAAUUCAAAAUGUGAUAUUACCAAUUAAUUUUAUGUUCAUAUUUGUUCUCAUUAAAAUGGUGAAGAAAUAAAACAGUUCAACCUGAUUUUAGUUUAUUUUUUGCAAAAUCAUGGCAUCUGGUGACUUUAAAUUUCUGAUUACCUUUAUUUAUUUUUGCAAACGAUAGAGAAUUACAUGUAGAUCAUGUCAUCAGAACAUUUCAAAACUCUUAUUUUUCUUAUACCAUGGUUGAAUUAAAGAGAACCUUUCGAUUGCUUUGAUUUAUCAUAAGUUUAAAUAAUAUUUUUGAAAAUUGAGUGGAGAAAACAGUGUUGCUAGUUUUUUUAAUGCAAAAAUAAAUAAUGCUCUGUUUGGGUGGGAGAUUAUAACUAUUUUUUUUCUACUCCUACCGCUUUUUCAUAUUGCGCAAAGUUGUAUGGACUGUAUUCGAAAAAAAAUGCAACACUUGCAUUUGUAAACAAGUUUUGUACGGAUGGAUGAAAAUUGAUGAAAUUUUCAGUGAUACUACCUAGAAAUGAAAUGUUCACAUGUGCAAAUUUUUUGACGAUCUGUCAAGAAAUUUUUUGACCAAAAUUUCUGGGCAGAAUUAUGAAAAAUCUAGGAAAGUCCCAUGGAGAGACCCCAAAACAACUAGAAAUCAACUACGUGACCAAAAUGAAUGUGGUAAAUUGUUCUUGAAGUCCUAUGGGAUCUAACAAUUAGCCAAAUUUGAAUAAAAGUAAGAUUGAUUAUUUCCAUGAAGGUAUGGGAAGUGAAGGAUUUAACAAAGCGCCAUCUAAACCUUUCAAUUGGAAUAGUGUUAAAGCAGGAAAUAUUUCUGUCUGAUUCGCCCAACAAACAAAAACAAAAAUUAGAUCAAACAUCGUGUCUUAAUGGUAAAAGGUUGUCCUUUAAUAAAAUAAACAAAAUGCGAUGGUUAAUUCGUGCGCAAAAUGGUAGACCCGUUAGUGGGGUGAAAUUUUUCAUCCAUGCGCUCAAAAGUUAUUCACAAAUGAAAGUGUUGCAUUUUUUUCGAAUACAGUCCUUAGUCAGAGUAUUUUCCAGUAAGCUCCAUAUAUUGGAAUAUCAUUUGCAGCGCGUGAGAUCAAAAUAUUCAAGAAAACAAAAAAAAAAGACUUUAUCCGAACAAAUAUUUACGUUUUUCUCCCGUUUGUUUUGACCAAUAGGGAAACUUUUUUGACUAGAGGCAUUUUGAAAUCGAAAAAAAUUGCAAUUCGACACAUCCUACUGUGAAUUGGCUUGCUCAUACAAAACUGAAGAAAGACAUGUUGGAAUUUUCUAAAUAUUUUUCAACGGUCGCCUUGAAACAAUUUUGAUGAGCGAUAGCUAAUUUUGACUGAAUUAGCGAUUCAAUUACCACCGCUAACUGUUCAGUUAGAGAUACUGGAAACUUACCUUAGGCGAUCAUCACAGAAAUUAUACAUUUUUUAUUCAAAAAUCCUCAGUGUAUAUACAGCAAAAAUUAUUUCCUGUAAAAUUACGCAAAUGUCCUAUGUAUGUAUGUAUGUAAAUAAGCCACCAUGGCUGCACGGAUUCACCGCAGUUUCGUCAACGUAUGCGCUUAAUUGCAUUCUUUAGAUUAUAAGUACGGCAAAUCUGCAAUGCAACUAACCACAUACCCAACACCAUGGCUUGGUGUGAACUGUUAUGAAUUGAAUGCUUGACGUGUAGGUGUAUGUGUUUUUUGGAUGAACGAGUCAAUCAUUUACGCAACCGUUUCAAAAUUAAUAACAUUUUUGGUGUUAUUGAUCUUCGACAGAUAUUACGCAUACGUUUAGAUACCUGCCCAAUUGGCAACUGAUUGGUCGUUCUAAUACUUUUAUAUAUGGUUAUUUAAUUAGGUUAUCUUACCUUUUAAUGCAAUUCAAUGCAAUUUGAAUUUUAAACUCACAACUCACCAUUUUUACAAGAAUCGAAUUCACCAUUUUUUAAUAGCCAAAAUUACCAUUUUUUAUACUCAAAUCUUACCAUAUGCAUCUGAAUGCAAAAUUAAUUAUUUUAAAAUUCGAAAAUAGAAAAAAGAAUCAAAUUAAAUUAAAAAUCAAAUCGGUUUAAUGCUGAUACAGUAUAAGGAAAUUAAUCGAAUGUAUGAAAAUUUAGGAAAAAAACGUUCUCAUUAACUUUAUAGCUUCAACGGAAAGUAAUAAAAAGAAAGGGAUUUUUUUCUUACAUACAUUUAUUUGUUACUAGCUGACCCGGUGUGCUUUGCUACACCUUUCAAAAUCAAAUGAUAUUUUCAGAAAUUAUUCAAAUUUUUAUUGUUUUAUUGGUAUUAUUUUAAAUCAAAUUAUAACAUAAUUUAUAAGCAACCGCUAUAAAAUGAGAGCUGCAGCUGGAGUUUCGAAUUGCAACACAAAGAUAACUUAAACAAAUAUUCUAAAUCUUGCUCUAUAAAUUUGUCUUAAAGAUCUGAUAAUUUGAAUCUGUCUGGAGGGUCUCAAAUUAAUCGUACGCAAACAAUCUAACUUAUAAAAUAUGGUUGUUUUUUCUUGAUUUGUUCUGGAUUUAUGCUGAAAAACUGAUAAGAGGGCCCCUUCCCUGUCCUUACCUUCACCCCCUGCUGAAUGGAGGUCGUGAUUUUUAAUAAUCAUAACUAAUUUUUUCGUUCCCAAAAAUCCUCUUAUAUCAAAUAUAGUUCCAUUGGCUGGUAAGUUUAUAACAGCUUUACAACAAAAUUUAUAUAGAGCUUCCUCCUUUCUUCCUCUCUCUACACUGUAAAACGUAAGGGUCUAUAACAAUCGUAGAAACAUAUCUCGUAACCAAGUACCUUUCCAUGCCAUAUUUGUUUCCAUUUGUUGGCUUCGUUAGCAUAAAUUGAGAACUUAUGCUAACAAAAUUGUAUUGGGCUCUCCUCCCUCCUCCUAAGUAUGUAUCUACUCACUGAAAGGAGGAUGGUGUGUCAGAUAAUCAUAGAAUGAUACCAAAAUGAUUUUCCAUGUUAAGUUUUGUCCAUUUCUCGGAUUUUAUAAAAAAAAAAAGUUAAAUGUAAGCCUCCUCUUCCCUUCCUAUAUUCCCAAUUCUAUCAUCCUAUUUCAAGAAAGGAAUUGUUUCACAUAGAAAAAGUAUUUUUCGUACUCAAAUACUUUUUGAUGCCAAAUUUGGUUUCAUUUGCUCGAUAAAUUCUUGAGUUAUGCAAAAAAUUAUAUGGAAACUCCCCUUUCCCUCUUUAUAUCUCUCCACUGAAAAAAGGUGGGGCUUCAAUUUAUGAUAGAAACAUUUUUCGUAUCUAAAUACCCUCAUAUGCCAAAUAUGGUUCAAUUUGCUUGAUCAACUCUCCAGUUAUACUGAAAAUUGUAAGGGAGACCUUUCCUCCCCCUUUUUAUCAACCUCUUUGAAGGAGUGAGGGAUACCAAAUAUUCAUAGAAGCAUUUCUCGUACCCAAACAUCGUUCCAUGCCAAAUUUGGCUCCGUUUGCUGUUGUAGUUUUUGAGUUAUGCUGUAAAAAUUGUAUGAAACUCCCCUUCCUCUUUCCAUUCUCCCCGCUGGAAGAAGGAAGGGAUCUCAAACAAUCAUUAGAACAUGCCACAUUCUCAAAUACCCGUCUAUGCCAAAUUUGGUUCCAUUUGCUUAAUUAGUUUUUGAGUUGUGUAAAAAAAUAUAAAAUAGGCCCCUCCCCCCUUAAUUUCUCCCUACUGGAAAGAGGGAUGGGUCUCAAAUAAUCAUAGAAAUAUUUCUCGUAUCCAAAUACCCUCCCAUGCCAAAUUUGGUUCCAUUUGCUUUAUUAGUUUUUGAGUUAUGUAAAAAAUAUAAAAGAUACCCCCUCCCCCUUUCUACUGGAAAUAGGGAGGGGUCUCAAAUAAUCAUUGAAAUAUUUUACGUAUCCAAAUACCAUCCCAUGCCAAAUUUGGUUCCAAUAGCUUGAUUAGUUUUUGAGAUAUAUGAAAAAUUGUAAGGUAGCCCCACUCCCCCCUUCCUAUCAGCCCACUGAGAGGAGGGAGGGGUACCUAAUAUUCAUAGAAAUAUUCGUCUUUCCCAAAUACCACCCCAUGCAAAUUGUGAUACCAUUUGCUUGAUGGUUGCUCGAGUUAUGCAAAAAAUUGUCUUUUGUUUGAGAGGCCCCUCCCUCCCUUAUUGAGAGAGGGAGGGGUCUCAAACCAUAAUAGGAACCUUCCCCUGCCUCCAAUGCCCACACCUGCCAAGUUUCACGCAAAUCGGUUCAGCGGUUUCUGAGUCUAUAGGGAACAGACAGACAGACAGACAGACAGACAGACAGACAGACAGACAGAAAUUCAUUUUUAUAUAUAUAGAUUUUAACAUGUCUGUCAAUUAUUUGAGAGGUAAAAUGACCAUACAGAAAAAUACUCCAAAGGUCUUAGAAACCAAACAAAAACUCUGUUAAUGUGGCAGUGUAUAGGGACGUUUCCGGAAUGUCUCAAGAAAGGAAAAGACAGGUAAAGAAUUGGAAACUUCUCACCGAGAAUGAAAAUGAAUGUUCAGCUCUCUGCUAUUGCGCUACCCGUGCAACGCUUGCUUUGAUGCUUUUUUUUUUGUUUGCAUUUAUUGCACACACGAACAACACUACCAGCCGCGGGGCUUGUCUGGACACGUUUUGGCGCAUGGCAGCCUAUUUCUAAUUAGGCUUUAAAUUUUUUUCACACCUCUUGCGAAGCCCCUACUUCUACAUUUACUCAAAUUCACAAUCCAACAUUUUUCCUUGAAAACUUUCACCCGCACUACGAUCCUGCUCAUCAAAAAUUGAAUUAACUUCACUAAAUUUCCUCUUCCCCUACAGUAUCGUUUUGCAUCAUUUUACAAAAACCAAAAUACAUUGCAUUCAAAUUCUUCCUCUUCGGUGGGUCAAGAAAAUGGAACCAAUUAAUCAGAUUUUCUUUCACAAACCCGAGCAUCAUCACGCAACUUUUCUCGAAACUCAAAGCCAUCAUCUUUAUCACGCUACUUUUCAGGUAAAAUCGCAUGCCGGGACUCAUCCCUUCUUCACUGAUAAUGGCACAUAACAACUUUUGAAAUCGGUGGUAUAAGUUUAAAUUAUUCGGACUUGUUUAGAUAACAUAUAAAUUCCAAUCCAAACACCAGAAUAAACAUCAAACAGCAUUUAUCAAACGGCUUGUAAACUACUCUUCCGUCCGUAAUAAACUAUGUAAAAAGACGAACCGCACUCAUUGGCCCAGUAGUACCAAAAUAAUUCUAUCACAAAAUCUACCCUUCCCCAACCAGGUUUCAGCACAAACACUGCGGGAACUUUCACCGGCCACUUAUCCCAGAAUUUUCCACUGUUUUGUACUAAAAUCUACAGUUUAACUUAAAUUCAAUUGAAAUUUUUGAUGGACGAAAAUAAAAACGCGUGCGUCGUCCAAAAGUCAUGGCCUACUUCUCCUGUAAAAUUACGCAAAUGUCCUGUAACAAAAAGGAGCAGGACAUUUAUCGUUAUUUUACAGGUCGAAAAACAAAUUUUGUGACACAUAAUUUUCAGUGUACAACUUUUUUACAGUACAAUUGCUGUAAUAAUAAAUGAAUUUUCGUUAACUUUCAAGGAAAACAAUUUAAAAUUACAGGUUUUGUUAGUUACAGGUUGAUUUAUUUUAAAGGUUGCAGUUUCAGUGACACGUAAUAGUCAAAAUUAUUUUCUGUGUAUAAGUUUAACUCAAACAAAACCGAAGAAUGACUGUGUUGGAGUAUACUGAAAUAUUUUUCACGAUCGCCAUCGAACAAGGAUGCCAUUCGUUAUUGUAAUACAUUCAUAUUUAUAAGAGCUCUUAUUACAAUAAUGGUUCCAAUUAUCAGAUUAAGAUGAAAUAUUCUCACAGAAUCCAAUUUUCUACCUUAAAAAAGUUAGUGUAUAGAAAAGAAACUGGAAGAGUUAUAAAUCUUUCCACUAAAUGCUUGUUUGAGAACAGUGCUUACACCGAAAAAAUUAAAUGAUUUUAUUGAAUUAGAACAAAGGUUUUCGGAAAUUUAACUCAAACUCACCAGAGUUAUUGGCAAGCAUUAAUUAAAAAAAAAUUGAAAUAUAAAUAUGAAAACACAAUUAAGUCAAUCUUAACAGUCCAAGGAUUGUGAUACCAUUCUAAAGUAAAACACCAUUUUUUAAACAUAUUUUAACAAUAAAGAAUACGUAUAUGUAUAUUUCGGAUUCUCUGAUUUUUCUAUAGUAUUUAUAUUUAUGUGCUUUGACAACAUUCAGUUUAUAUUAAAAUUAUAGGUUUUUGUGGUUUUGUUGUUGUUGUUGUAUUGAUAACAUAUUGAAGUUACGUUUUUUUUCGUUUUUGUUUGCUGUACGGGAAUAAUUUUUCUUUUAAUCAGGUUACUUCUUUUUAUCCUUCUGUUCUUCUAACAACUAUUGAGUUUAUCUUUAAGAUUGAUUCUCUUCAUUGCUCGGACUUGAGGAUUCGCUCAAGUUACUGAUGGUCGAGAUUUUAUGUGUUUGAUUUAAAUAUCAUCGUUACCAUAAUCAGGAGAAAAGUUACUUUAAUAACUAAAUCUUAUCAGAUACAUCUCCUACUUAGUACACUGGAUUUAUUUUUGUUGUUUUCAACACUUUUUGUUUCUUUCCACAUUUGUGGUUGUAAUUUGUUCAGAAGCAACGUUAGUCUAUUAGAUGGUUUACGAUAGUUGUUGCUUCUUUAGAGAGAGAGAUGUGUGGUUUUUUGGGAUUUUUUAUUUCUUAAAAUUUGUUUAACAGGCUUUUUUAUGGAUAUGUUUCAUUCGGACGUCCACCAUAUGCUGUUCACAUUAAUUUUGUUUUGAAAAAUGUAUCGCUGAAGGAUGUUUAGGUUGAUGAACUAAGGUUUUUGCAUACACUUUUUUUUGUUUGUACUAACGAAUCGAAUCACUCUAUCUAGAAUGGGAUUUUCCCUAGCGGUCUUAUGGAUUAUGAAGGAAAUUACAGAGAUGUUUUACAGGUAGAACAUUUAGAACUAUUUUUUGUUUAUCUGUUACUUGCGUCAGAGAAGCUGAUUUGUUUUGAUUCGACGGGGGAACUCGAUAUAGUUUGAUAAAUAGAUUACUGAUUCGGAAAUUAAACCACAAUUUCGGACGGCUGUAGGCUGAAGUUCAUUCUUGUAUAUCUUCGGUUGAUUCAUUAGAUUGUUAAAAGUGUCUAAGUCGGUUUAAGUAUACAAAUGCUAAAUGUUGAUGAUGUUUGAGAUGUCUUUUGGUUUUUGUUUUGCUUGUAGAGUGAAUAAAUUCUUGCUGUAAUUUUUAAACUCAAUUGGCCGUUCUGUGAUACACAAAAGUUACGAUUCCUUCAGAAAUAUAUAGGGAUUAAGUCAAAAAUGUCGUCGUAGUCAUCACUGUAUAGUUAAGUUUAGAGUAUAACUGUUAUAUUAAAAUUUUAUUCGUGUAAAUAUCCGAUUGUGAAAAUAAACAAAUUGUCGAUUCAGAUA
Messenger RNA from Uranotaenia lowii, 10897 nucleotides. RefSeq names its product carcinine transporter-like. Gene Ontology annotation, cellular component: membrane. The transcript has 6 exons. The record is from RefSeq and is a predicted model, not a curated record. Gene Ontology annotation, molecular function: transmembrane transporter activity. NCBI's taxonomy places the organism in Eukaryota, Metazoa, Arthropoda, Insecta, Diptera, Culicidae. Bases 783 to 2720 code for a protein of 645 amino acids. Gene Ontology annotation, biological process: transmembrane transport.